GAUCACAAGCAAGCAUUUUAAUUAUCCGCCAGAUAGUAUCAUUAAUCGAAUAACGGAAGCAGAAAUAAAUUGUGGGAAGAAUGAAGUAUUAGUGGAGUUAGCAAAUAAGCAUUGUGCCUGCUCCCAAAUGGACCCUUCCAAUCAUGCGAAAUGUUUGAGCUGUAGACAUUCCCUUCCAAAAUAUUUGCCACUAUGCAAUCCAGCCAAAUAUGAGCACAUAUAUGAUCGGAAAACUGGCCUUAUCACUGUCAAGAAUAUAAGACAGGAUAGAGUUGUAGGCGUAUUUGAUUAUCCUGAGCUAUAUCAAACGGAUAAUAGAGAUUUUGCAUCUCAACCAAGCUCUCCGGUCUUAGAACCCGAAAAGA
Funneliformis geosporum is the source of this 365-nucleotide messenger RNA. The record is from the annotation of a GenBank genome assembly. NCBI's taxonomy places the organism in Eukaryota, Fungi, Glomeromycota, Glomeromycetes, Glomerales, Glomeraceae.